This is a messenger RNA of Lindgomyces ingoldianus, 342 nucleotides long. RefSeq lists its product as uncharacterized. The record is from RefSeq and is a predicted model, not a curated record. The transcript has a single exon. The coding region runs from base 1 to 342 and encodes 113 amino acids. Lineage: Eukaryota; Fungi; Ascomycota; Dothideomycetes; Pleosporales; Lindgomycetaceae.
AUGUACACCAGCCACGUAGCCCCGCCACGCACUCCUGGAGGCCGUCCAGGGUACCAUAUGACUCAGCUCCGAUCCUCUGCGAUGACUGACGCCCCAGACACCUGUCGAGACGGACUCCGCGCGUACAGAAACGCGAGGGACUGGUGCAAAGAUAAGAGGGAUGAGGUAAUUAGCCAGGCGAAUGAGAGAACAAAUCCUGUGGAAGCUGAGGCACCGACUAAUGACGCAGGCGCCAGCCCAGCUCCGAGCUUUGUGACUGCAGUGUCAGAGACAGAGGCCUACACUAUGAGUCAGGAGUCUUGGACGUCCCUGAAUGAAAACUCUAAUACCUGGGGGCCUUGA